AUGGUAGACGGCGAUGUUAUAUCACCGCCUGAAGAUGAGUUCGACGUCACAGCGACUGGCAUCAGGGCUAAGCGCUACACCACUACUAAAGUGGUGAACUGCAAGAAACGAUGGCGUGGACGGAGUAUCCAAGACAUCAUAUCUGUCGAAUUUGCAUUAGACUCCGAGUACAUUGAGAAAGCCUGCCGAGAGGGAUACCUCAGAAUCCGAAAAGCCGGGAAAAAUGCGGUACCCCAGCGGGCCAAACCAGAAAGUCUGCUCAAGAAUGGGGAGAGUCUAGUACACACGUGGAAGGCUGAGGAGCCCCAGGUUGAUUUCACUUGUGGGGAAACAGGGAUUGUUUUUAUCCGAGAAGAUUCUGCACGAGGGAUCGUUGCGGUACACAAGCCCGCCGGGCUUCCGACUCACUCAGGCGGCAAGUACAUGAGGACCUCACUCGUGCACAUCUUGGCUAGAGCCUUUAACCUCUCUACUAUACGCCCUAUCAACCGACUCGAUAGAGAGACCAGUGGAGUAGUCCUACUAGCUGCUGAUGCUAGUGUGCAUGAGAGGCUCAAGGAUAGGUCUCUACUCAGCAAGGUGCCAGCAUUAUGUCGCACUCCAAUAGCGGUCGAUCGUCACGUACCGAACCAGCCUCUCAUGUCACGAGUAGUGGAGGAUUCUACAAAUUCCACCCUAUGUACAACUCUAUUUCGUAACCUCGGUAACGGUGUUGUUGCUUGCCGACCAGUGACCGGUAAAACCCAUCAAAUUCGAGUUCAUCUGUCCCAUCUCGGGUUUCCCAUACAGGGCGAUACUCUAUACGGCGGAAGGAGCACUCCUGAGGGAAGACUCAGAUUACACGCUCAUUGUUAUCAAGUGAAAGAUCCCAAUCAAGCAACACUGCAAUAA
Messenger RNA from Perkinsus marinus ATCC 50983, 891 nucleotides. RefSeq names its product ribosomal pseudouridine synthase, putative. Gene Ontology annotation, molecular function: RNA binding; pseudouridine synthase activity. Gene Ontology annotation, biological process: pseudouridine synthesis. The transcript has 8 exons. The coding region runs from base 1 to 891 and encodes 296 amino acids. The record is from RefSeq and is a predicted model, not a curated record. Lineage: Eukaryota; Perkinsozoa; Perkinsida; Perkinsidae.